UUCUCCCUGUUGCUCUUCGAGCUGCUUACUAAAAGACCCAGCCUCGAUUCUUUUUGUCUGUCUGCUGUUGUCCGCUCGAUUGAACUCAAUUUCUCAGGUAGUUAGUUACCUGUCGAGUGCGCAUCCCGAGGUAACAAUCUGAAGCAAGCCAUGGCUGACCAAUCCGAAACCGGCCUGCCCCCGAACUGGGAGGUGCGCCACAGCCAGUCCAAAAACCUCCCCUACUACUUCAACUCGGUCGAGAAGGUCUCGCGCUGGGAACCACCCGCGGGCACCGACACGGAGAAGCUGAAGAUCUUUAUGGCUACGUACCACAGCAGCAAGAACCUGGCGGCGCCCACGGGCGAGGACCGGCAGCCGGGAAAGAUCCGCGCGGCGCACCUGCUGGUUAAGCAUCGCGACAGUCGGCGGCCCUCGAGCUGGCGCGAGAACCAGAUCACUCGGAGCAAGGAGGAGGCACUCGAGAUCAUCAAGGCGCACGAGGCGCGCAUCAAGGGCGGCGAGAUCUCCCUCGGUCAGCUGGCGCUCACCGAAUCGGACUGCAGCAGUGCGCGGAAGCAGGGCGAUCUGGGCUACUUUGGUCGAGGGGACAUGCAAAAGGAGUUCGAGGACGCUGCGUUCGCCCUCAGGCCAGGCGAGAUUUCCGGCAUUGUCGACACGGCGAGCGGGCUGCACCUGAUCGAGCGGCUCGAGUAAGGUUGUUGAAGGGGCAAGUAAGCAACACAACGAACAUGAUUGUUUGGUUGUAACAUACCUCCGGACGACGUUCCUUUGUUCGACAGCCUCGAUCUACACUUCCAUCAAGGGGCAGCACCAAGGCGAUGUUGUCGGUCCGAUGUGGACACUACAACAGCAAGCAUUUCAUGAAGGUUAACAGCAAAAGCAAGCAUAUUUCCAAUGGUCAUCUGGCCGAUUUCUCCAAAUACACUAGGAUUCCCUAUGAAUUGUGCAAGGUGGCCAUCCACAUCAACUGGGGGACGCAUAUGCGCCAGCGUUGCCCUUCUCCAUUCAGCACGCCCUUUUGCUUAACAGGCUCUCUCCACGUACAUAGAAUCGGCCCAUGUGUCCCUCUACUUCCUUCGGCAGGGUAUAUUAAGAUU
Molecule: messenger RNA, 1100 nt
Organism: Parathielavia appendiculata
Lineage: Eukaryota; Fungi; Ascomycota; Sordariomycetes; Sordariales; Chaetomiaceae
Product: rotamase-domain-containing protein
Exons: 3
Coding region: 151-696 (181 amino acids)
Cellular component (GO): nucleus; cytosol
Molecular function (GO): protein binding; peptidyl-prolyl cis-trans isomerase activity
Source: RefSeq, a predicted model, not a curated record